Serpula lacrymans var. lacrymans S7.9 is the source of this 1610-nucleotide messenger RNA. RefSeq lists its product as uncharacterized. Lineage: Eukaryota; Fungi; Basidiomycota; Agaricomycetes; Boletales; Serpulaceae. The transcript is spliced from 7 exons. The annotation marks the transcript as partial. The record is from RefSeq and is a predicted model, not a curated record.
GACUCAGAACUGAGACUGGAAAAACCACACAAAUCUCCAACCACUGGCAUUGCCUUUUGGGAAAGGUGGUAUCCGCCAUAUAGUAAAAGGUGAAAUGGCGCAGCAAGCGGAGAGUUCACUUCAUCGGGCGUCAAUAGGUAUCGAUAUGUCGGCCAAGGACCGGCGGGAGAAGCGGGAGGACACUCAAACGCAACACACCAAGGCCUUCUUAGAUUUUCUUCCACCAUGGGUUCUUCUUAACCUUCGAAAUCCCAAAUCAUGGAAGUUGUUCUUGAGGUCUUGGGUCGGGUCAUGGGCAGCCUUGAUCCUUUUCUUGCCAGAUAAAUCUUUGGGAGUACUUGGAAACACGGCUUUCUUUACGUUGUUGUCAAGUAUAUUUUUGCCAGCUUAUCUUCCUAUCCAGAUGUUUUUCAUUCUCGUAUCUACUCUGGUAAUUGGCAUUAUGCUUGGAUGGGGAAUUGGAGCGGCGGCCAUGCGCGCUGCACUAGCAUCUCGCAGUCAAGUAUUACUGAUGAGUACUUUAGAGAAAGUACAGUCCAGGUAUGUCACCGACCCUAUCCCACAAAUGUUACCCAGAGAACAAUCCCUCUUCUUCAGUGCGGCUGGACUGGCGGACCCAGAAGCAUUGUUUACAGCGGAUAUAUUCCAGGGGAUGUUCUUAGACGUUCGGUCUUCCAUCGUCUUUGGAUGUUUUCUUGGUUUGGGUACAUUUAUAUUUGCUCUCGUCCGAGCCUAUGCCCCUGGUCUUACUAUGAUGAGUGUUUUCGGCACGAUUGCUCUGGAUAUAUACUGCACUUUUGGCCCUCUAUUUCCCACAGGGGAAUACAAUAUCCUCAAUUCAUUACUGACCUCUGUGGCAUCCUACGUUGCUAUUGCGGUGGUGGUAUCUGUUCUCAUCUUCCCUGAAACAUCAAAUCACUCUUGUUUGUCCGGUAUAUGCGCCCAACUAGACAAGUUGCAAGGUCUCCUCGAAAUCCAAUCUGAUGUUUUAAAUUCUACCCCAGAAGACCUAUCCCCUGACAAAGCUCUUCUGAAACGUAUCCUUGCUCUAAGGGCAGCAGUUAUUGGGGGUCAACAACAAUUGACGGCAAAGUCAAAGUAUAUCUCCAGUGAAGUCAGCUGGGGUAAAUGGAGCGGAGACGAUGUGAAAGGCUUGGAAGAGCCCCUCCUUGCUAUAAUGGUCCGCAUCGCUGGGCUCCAAAAUUUUGCAAGACUUAUGGGUAAACCACAACUUCCGCCUUGCCCUGAGUCAAAUCACCCUAAUCAAGAUUCAAUCACCACAUCUUCCGUGUCGGUUACUAGAGAGAUUGAACAGCCCCAGGGCGUCAACGAUACUUAUCUCCUUCGACACCUCGCUCAACAAAAUCGUCUUGCGGAAGCGAACCACACCCUCGAAAUACAACACAUGCUCCCACUACUCAGGGAUUCCACUUCUGAUCUUCGUGAAGCCUGCGCACAUGGAUUGGUCAGUGUGAAAGAAACUCUCGACUUUAUCAAUAAAUACCGGUGGCAUCGUAAUCCCAAUUUAGACGGCGCAUGUUCCAAAAGCCUGGACGAUGCGAUUGAACGUCUAUCUGCUGUCCUCAGCGAAUUCAAGGAUUCGAAACGCA